AUGUUCAACUCCAACGCUGCUGAUUCCAAACAUGACAUUACGUCUGGGGAUCCUGAUUUUAUAGAUGAGAAUACUGAAAAGUUGCCCCAGUUCCUUACAGGAAGCACAACCAGCGUUGCAAGUGAGGCAACGGCCGAUGAGGAUAUUCCACUUUUCUUCCGUCGCUAUACGGAGAGAUACCCUUUUGGAAAUGUCCACAUGGCUUUGAGAGUCGGACCCUUGGUCAUUGAAAACGGAGUUUCCCACUCAAAGGGUGGAGCCCUUAUCACCCAUCGGAGUCUUCCUGUUCUCCAGGUCAAAAUGGCAGAUCGCGAUUCACAGAGUCGAAGACUAGCUGUGAGUGGAGAGCCGGAUCGAUUUGUCUGGCAGCAAGCACAUUUGAUACAGAGGCCAAAGCGCUAUAAGGCAAUGUUGAAGCAAGUUGUGGGCGCUCCGUUUUCUGGUAUACUCUCGCAGGAGAAAGAAAACGAAAUCAUUGGAUUGGUCCUGGAUGCUAGCCGAAAACCGUUCGAUGAUCCAGGCUUGCCGGCUUCAGACCAGCGGAAAAUACUCGAUUCGAGUAUCGAGCAAAUUUGCGGGAAAAUCAAAUUAUUUCUCAAGACGCGGGUGGACGUCUAUUUGAGGAGCAUAGUGGACCAUCUCCUCAAUGCCGAUCUACCGUUGACUUGGAAUGCCAGGACAAAUAAUUGCCAGAAUUUCUGCAACUCUCUCCUCGACCAAACCCUGUUUGGGCCAUUAGUCAACGGUCCAUCUCAUUUACACUUCAGUGUGAUGCCAUUAUAUACGAUGAGCUUUGUAUGUCCCCAGGAAGGCUACGUGAGACACAACGUCAAGACUAAGUACGAUGUUCCGAGCGGCCUGACGGAAGAGUACCUUCUACGAUUUCACUUCGGACGCCACGACGAUGCCGAUAUUAUUGAUAGUCUGCAGGAAUAUUGGUAUGACUGGGGUGCAUUUGGCAGUUCGUUGUACAAGUGCCAGGACCUCUUUCCUUGGGAUUGCACCGAGGCAUAUGGACGAUAUCCAACUCGUUGUGGAGAUUGCAACACUGCCAAACAUAUUGUGGUUCGAAUUGUGGGACAUCAGGAUGCGGUGCUUCUACAAACGGGAAUGUAUCAAUAUGUGGAGCAUGCAGUAAUUGCGGGGCCAGCAGUGGAGGAGCAGGAUGUGUUGGCUGUGCCGGGGGAGGAGGGUGUGGUAGUAGUGGUGGUGGUACUGGGGGAGGAGGCGGAGGAUGCAGCGGCGGUAGUGGAGGAGGCGGUGGUGGAGGAGGUGGUUGUGGAGGAGGUGGUUGUGGAGGAGGAGGAGGCGGGGGCGGCUGUUAGACUCAAGUGGAAAGAUGUGUGGAUUUUCAGCGGAAAUUUCUCUUAUUACAGCUCUAAAUUGUAG
Molecule: messenger RNA, 1389 nt
Organism: Penicillium brevicompactum
Lineage: Eukaryota; Fungi; Ascomycota; Eurotiomycetes; Eurotiales; Aspergillaceae
Exons: 3
Coding region: 1-1389 (462 amino acids)
Source: RefSeq, a predicted model, not a curated record